Messenger RNA from Acanthoscelides obtectus, 2056 nucleotides. NCBI's taxonomy places the organism in Eukaryota, Metazoa, Arthropoda, Insecta, Coleoptera, Chrysomelidae. The record is from the annotation of a GenBank genome assembly.
CAUCUAUCAGUCUCAUUUCUAAGUACAAAGUUGAUUUUGUGAUGAAAAAUUUAGUGAUAUGAAGGACAUAACAUAUUAUUUGGUUGAAACAGAUGUUAAAAGAUACUUUUUUCUUUAGUUUUACUGAUAGAUAGCUAUAACCACCAUCUGUAAUAUAAAAGUAAAUUUAUAACAUGGACUAGGUUCAGACCAUUAUCCUUAGAUACUCCAAAGCCCCUAUUCCCAGUAGCUGGUUUGCCUCUGAUACAACACCACAUUGAAGCAUGUGUUCAAAUGAAGGAUUUGAAAGAGAUCCUUCUCAUUGGAUUUUAUCCCAUGGCGCAGAUACAACCCUUUGUGAAUGAGAUGCAAAGCCAGUACAAGAUCAUUAUAAGAUAUCUACAAGAGUUUACAGCUCUGGGCACAGCUGGUGGGCUAUUUCACUUCAGAGAUCAAAUAAGGUGUGGAAAUCCUGAUGCAUUUUUUGUGCUUAAUGGAGAUGUCUGUGCUGAUUUUCCAUUGGCUGAAUUGUAUCAGUUUCACAAAGAACAACCUACCAAAUGUAACAACACUGCCCGGGUAAGCAAGCAGAGUCAAACACAAUGCUGAAAAGAUCCUUUUUCUACAUUAAUGGCAAAACCUGUCAUCAAGAAAAUAGGUGGCUCUUGUGAUAUCAUCUUGUACUUUUUACAGUAAAAUCAAUUUGAUGCUAAAUAAACAUUUUGUACUUCAAAAUAAUAUGCCUCAUGACACUUUAUGAAUGGGAGAUGAAAAUAGAAUUAUUUCUAUAUUCUAUUUUUUUGACCAUUAUAUUAGUAUUGAAAGCCUUAAAUUACUUGAGGGCACCAAGACCCAUUAGCUUGUAACAACAAGACAGAUAUGGAAAUUGUAGUCUAUAUAAGCCAUAUUUUUUGUCCUCAAAUUCGGCCCUAUUAGGUACCUCAUAGUUUUUUAAUGGCCACAUAUGCUUCUAAUAACUUUUUUCUAUUUUAGGUCACUAUAAUUGCUACAGAGGCUACAAGACAACAAAGUUUGAACUAUGGCUGCAUAGUCGUCAAUAAAGAGACUAUGGAAGUAACUCAUUAUGUGGAAAAGCCAAGUUCAUAUGUUUCGUCUCUGAUAAAUUGUGGAAUUUAUGUAUUUUCACUUGAAAUAUUCCAAACACUUGAAGAAAUGUUUAACAGAAAACAACAAAAGAUAUAUAGUAAUAUGAAUGGAAAUGGGCCAACUGUAAAUGGUAACUCCCCACCUGGAAAUGAUCGUGAUGUAGGGUAUAUACAGUUAGAACAAGAAAUUUUGCAGCCCUUAUCAGGUAGUGGAAGGGUGUUUGCCAUGCCUGUUACAUCCUGGUGGUCACAACUAAAAACAGCAGGAGCGGCAAUAUAUGCGAAUAGACACUAUCUCCAGUUGUAUCGUAGGAAACAUCCUGAAAGACUAGCAAAGCCAUCUGGUGGUGGUGGAGAUGGAUGUACUAUCAUUCCUGACGUUCACAUUAAUUCAACAGCUUCAGUGCAUCAUACAGCUGUUUUGGGGCCCAAUGUGAGUAUCGGUCCAGGAGUAGUGGUAGGAGCAGGCGUUAGGAUCAAAGAAAGUAUUGUACUGGCCAAUGCUAUCAUUGAAGAAAGAAGUCUUGUACUGCAUAGCAUCAUAGGAAAAAAUUCUCGGAUAGGAAAAUGGGCCAGAGUGGAAGGUACUGCUACAGAUCCAGACCCAAAUAAACCAUUCGCGAAAAUGGACAAUCUGCCACUGUUUAGCACUGAAGGAAAACUCAACCCUUCAAUCACAAUCCUAGGGUGUUCGGUGAGUGUUUCAGCAGAAACGGUUCUUUUAAACUCUGUUGUACUGCCUAACAAGGAACUCUCAAGAAGCAUCAAGAAUGAAAUCAUUUUGUAAUUUUAUACAUAUUUAUUUUGCAUCAAGAAAUAUAUUAUAUUAGGGAAGAUCUCCAAAUUAAUAGUAAAGUAAAACUUAUGUGGAACUUUUGCCAGAAUAUUAUUAUAUAUAAUGAAUUUAUUUUUAAAAUAUAUAUACUUUGGUUAUAUUAUUUACAUAUUUUAUGUAUGUUUUUUGUAUCUCA